CCCGGACACCGGGUCGACGCCAGCUCCGGAUCAGAGACCGAUGGUCAGCGACAAGUGGGGUAUCGGGCACUCGGUGUCCGGCGUGAUGCCGAACGGCGAGAAGUUCUCCGGCGAGGUUUUCGGCUACGACGAGGCCACGGGCCUCGUCACCGUCCGCGCCCCCGGCAACAUCGGCGGCACCCACGACGUGAGGAUCAUCAAGGCGGAGGCGUGCACGGACGUCAAGUCCAUCCCACCCAAGACACCGGCCAAGACCGACGGAGCGAUGCCCGCGGUCGACGACACGAGGAGCAAAAAGCGCGAGGAGGAAAACAUCAAGGCUGCGCAGGCGCGCGCCGCCAACGUCGGCGUGGGCGUCACGCAGGAGGCGCAGGACAUCUUCGACGCCCUCGCGAGGACCCUCCCGUGCCGGUGGGCGGAUCGCGACAUCGUGGUCAUGGACGAGGUGAUCAUCCGGCCGCCGUACGCCGCGUGCGCGGGUGUCGCGGGGGGCGACCCGCGCGCAGUCGAGAGGGUGCAGAAGGUGCUGGCGAACGAGAAGAAGAAGCUCGGCCUCUAGCUAGAUGCCCUCAGGCGUGGGGCGCGAGUGAGUCGUGAUGGUCUACGUUCGUUGUAACUAAGUAUCGCAAAGUCUAGUGU
Molecule: messenger RNA, 639 nt
Organism: Micromonas commoda
Lineage: Eukaryota; Viridiplantae; Chlorophyta; Mamiellophyceae; Mamiellales; Mamiellaceae
Exons: 2
Coding region: 41-559 (172 amino acids)
Source: RefSeq, a predicted model, not a curated record